GAAACAGAGAGAGCACUAGUGUACGUUUGUGAAUUUGUGUGGGUACCUUGAGAAUCUUAUGUUUCGCACACGGUGUUAAAUUACAUAGUGGCAGCUUUAAUACCGCUAGAGACACUCUUGAUUGGGAGUCUGGAUGAGGGAGAGUGAAGGGAGUAAAGAGGGGACUGGAAAGAGCCGUCUAGUCGGACAGGGAGUGCACAGGAACUUCUGCAGACUCGAGGACACGGAAUAUCCAGAAUCCUGAAUCCAAAGUUAGUAUACUACAGCCUGAAUGGUAACCAGAAGGAGAGAAGCCCCACCAGCAUCUACAGCGUGGCACUGGUCGAGGUGUCUCCACUGUCUCCUGAACCAGGCUGACUGGCAUUGCUGCAGCUAGCAACAAAAAGCACACCAUGGAGGUGCCACUUGUUAAUUUUGAGAACAUGGAUGAUGUUGGAAUCAAUUUGGGCGAUCCAAGCGACUCUGGGUACCCGACUUCGCCGACUUCAGAGGCUCCUGAUCACAACCUGUUAACCCACCGGCUCGCCUCUCCUCACCAGUCACCGCGUAGAGGGCGACGUCGACGUCAGUCUGGUCAGGACGGGUUGUCACCAUCAACUCCUCCAACUCUAACCUCUAAAGCAAACACCAGCAGUGGCAGCUUGAUUUCCAAUCUAAAGCUCCUGAUCAACAGCGAGUCGCCCACGGACAGCGUCUUCAGUAAGAUGCAGAAGGAUUAUUAUGAAACUGAGGAUCUGUUUGAAAAGCACUGCAUGGAAGAAAAAGACGAGAAAGUUGUCAUCAAUAUUUCGGGAAUGAUGUAUGAAACCCUCCUCAGUACCCUGAGUAAGUUUCCAGAGACUCUGCUGGGCGACCCGAUGAAGAGGAUAAAUUACUUUGACCCCAUGAGAAACGAGUACUUUUUUGACCGGAAUCGACCAUCUUUUGAUGGGAUUCUCUACUACUACCAGUCAGGAGGGAGACUCCGCAGGCCGGCCAAUGUUCCCCUGGAUGUUUUUGCAAACGAAAUAGUUUUCUAUGAAUUGGGUUACGAGGCAUUGGAGCAGUUUCGUGAGGAUGAGGGAUUUAUCAAAGAGCCCGAGGUACUUUUGCCCACCAACGAACUGCAGAGACAGUUUUGGCUCCUGUUUGAAUACCCAGAGAGCUCCAGUGCAGCCAAAUCUGUAGCCCUGGUCUCCGUGUUUGUCAUUGUGAUUUCCAUCUUCAUCUUCUGCCUGGAAACUCUGCCAGAGUUCAGAGACGACCAUGAAUUUCCUCCAGCGUUUACCCAAAUGAUCAACGGCUCUCAAGACAAAUCUGUUGCUCGUCCUCCCCCCAAGACCGCAAUGUCAUACAUCACAGAUCCGUUUUUCAUUGUGGAGACUGUUUGCAUUAUUUGGUUCUGCUUUGAGGUGUGUGUUCGGUUUCUGGUGUGUCCCAGCAAAAGUGAUUUCUUUAAUAACAUCAUGAACAUCAUUGACAUAGUGUCAAUAAUUCCCUAUUUUGUAACCCUGGGAACCGAGCUGGCUACAACACCUGACGAUGAUUUGAACUCAGGUCAGAACAUGUCCUUGGCAAUCCUCAGGAUCAUCCGACUAGUGAGAGUUUUCCGAAUUUUUAAGCUCUCCCGACACUCGAAGGGUCUUCAGAUUUUGGGUCAGACCUUAAAAGCCAGCAUGAGGGAACUGGGGUUGUUAAUCUUCUUCCUUUUCAUAGGAGUCAUCCUUUUCUCUAGUGCCAUCUACUUUGCAGAAGUGGAUGAGCCCCAAACGCAGUUCGUUAGCAUCCCUGACGGCUUCUGGUGGGCUGUGGUGUCCAUGACCACCGUCGGUUACGGAGACAUGUGCCCCAUCACCAUGGGAGGCAAAAUGGUCGGCACUCUCUGUGCCAUUGCUGGUGUCCUGACCAUUGCCUUGCCUGUCCCUGUCAUCGUCUCGAACUUUAACUAUUUUUACCACCGUGAGACCGAGCAGGAAGAGAAACAGGUGUUGGAUGCAGCUACAGAAGCGGCUCAGAAAAUGUCAGCAGCUAACAAAAAUGGAAGCAGCCUUUCACUGAACAAAAGUAACUGCACCUGGCAAAAUGAGAAAAAUGGCAUGCACCUUUAAGAGUAUGCGAUAGCAUGAGGGGCACAAAGAGUAAUUAGCAAAAAUCAAGCAUAUCUGUUAGCGAGGCACGCUCGGUUUCUUUCUCACCAUUUUUGUACUUCAAACUUAAAUAUUUUCAGUAUUACUAGGCGCUGUGUGGUGAGACGACUUUUAACACAAGUUGUCUGUCUGCAUGUAGAUGUGUCAAAGUGCAAUUAACAUAAACCAGCAACUACUGUUUCAGUCAGCUCGUGUGAACUAUUACGGACCAGCUUUAAGAAAAAUGUCACCCGUGCAUUUGGCGAACAUUUCACUUUGUACUGAACAUGCCAAGAAAAUGAGGUUGGUUUUAAAACAUUCAUCUGAUCUGUAUCAGAGGAACAAAUUUCUCCAGCAGAAAGAAAAUCAGUUUGGUGAUCAUAGCAUAAUACCGGGAGGUACAGUCAGAGCUCGUAUUACAUCGUAGCUCCGUGUUGGUCUACACUUCAUCGUAUUCAGCAAAAUCCAAAAGGGCCUUGUUGGGAUUUUCAAGGGCAGGCGAGUGUGUGCAGUGUAAGGUAAGCAGACAUCGGUAUACACACUGUCUUCUCAGCAAAUCUAUAGCUGCAGUUGCUCAGGCAGCAUCACCUCCAGUGUAACAAUCUAUGUGUGAUAAAUAGCUGGCACAGUAGCAUGUCUGCUAUUAAUCUUAUAGAAAGGCUGCACAUUAGAAAUCAAAGCUGAUAAUGUUGACUAAUUUGUGCAUGUAAUAGCUGCACGCAGCAGUUUCAGUGAUUAAUGGUGUCACAUGGUAUUUUUUUACUGUUUUAUUUUUUAUUGUUUGACAUCAAGUGAACAGAAGUAUUAGAUGUAAAUGAAUUAUCCCAACGUGUCUCUCUAAUAUGAAUUUUACUCUAAAAAUAUACCAAUUUAUUGCACUGAAGUCUUUUUUCCACGUAACCUUUGAAGACUUUGGGAGCUUUUACAUCUUCCAUGGUCGACAGGGAAAAAAUCAUUUGUCAGGGUGUACAGAAAUGUGAGAAAAGAUAUAUAAUUAUGUAAUGACUAAGAAAAAUGAAGGUCAAAAAACAUUUUUUUUUCAUUUAAACAUUAUUCCACUUGCCUUUAUCUCUUAUUUUUACUGCAUGACAUUGAGGAUGAACUGAAGCGUAACCCCUGUAAUCAAUAAGUCAGGGUUUGACAUAUGCAUUGAAGCUGAAUGUAAUAUUGUUCUCAAGUAAAGAUUGUUGUUUUCCACAUAAUUUAGAGCAG
Messenger RNA from Nothobranchius furzeri (turquoise killifish), 3317 nucleotides. RefSeq names its product potassium voltage-gated channel subfamily A member 10. Gene Ontology annotation, cellular component: voltage-gated potassium channel complex; membrane. Lineage: Eukaryota; Metazoa; Chordata; Actinopteri; Cyprinodontiformes; Nothobranchiidae. Gene Ontology annotation, molecular function: delayed rectifier potassium channel activity; protein binding. The record is from RefSeq and is a predicted model, not a curated record. Gene Ontology annotation, biological process: potassium ion transmembrane transport; protein homooligomerization.